Cryptomeria japonica (Japanese cedar) is the source of this 351-nucleotide messenger RNA. Its product is annotated as BURP domain-containing protein 16-like. The record is from RefSeq and is a predicted model, not a curated record. Bases 1 to 351 code for a protein of 116 amino acids. The transcript has 2 exons. NCBI's taxonomy places the organism in Eukaryota, Viridiplantae, Streptophyta, Pinopsida, Cupressales, Cupressaceae.
AUGGCGUGGACGUUGAGACAAUGCGAAAGGGUGGCGAUGAAGGACGAAAAUAAGAAAUGUGUGAGAUCAGUGGAAGGCAUGGCGGAAUUUUCAGUAUUGAUGUUGGGCUCCAAGGUGGAGAUUCGAAAGGCAAAGUUUCUGUCGGCGUCGUCAUGGGCAAAGACGGCUACAUUGUUUUCAAUGAAGGAGGAGAAGAAGAUAAACGAGGGAGUUGCCAUCUACCAGUUGGAUACCAGUCAAUGGAGUGCAGGGCAUGCGGCAUUUGUGGCGUUGGGACAUCAGCCAGGGGAAAAUGAGGUCUGUCAUUGGAUUUUCAAAAAUGAUCUCAUCUGGGUGUCGCUGCCUGCUUGA